Molecule: messenger RNA, 2465 nt
Organism: Panicum hallii
Lineage: Eukaryota; Viridiplantae; Streptophyta; Magnoliopsida; Poales; Poaceae
Product: probable sulfate transporter 3.4
Exons: 10
Coding region: 124-2145 (673 amino acids)
Biological process (GO): transmembrane transport
Cellular component (GO): membrane
Molecular function (GO): secondary active sulfate transmembrane transporter activity
Source: RefSeq, a predicted model, not a curated record
GCCAACAAGGCAACAAACACCGCCCCCCUCUUCACUCCCCCUACCUGCAGCCCACGCCAAGCCGACAGGGCCGCGUCGAUCACCGACCACGCGACCGGCACAGGCAUUGACGGCACCACCAGCAUGGUGGUGAACAACAAGGUGGACAGCCUGUCCUACGACGUCGAGGCGCCGCCCCAGGGCGCCCCGGCGACGGCGCCACCGCCGGCGCCGGCGCCGGCUCGUCACCACGCGCCCGCGCCGCCCGCGGUGCGGGAGGGCGCGGCGGUGCUGGAGCUGCACAAGGUGUCGCUGCCGGAGCGCCGGUCGACGGCGAGGGCGCUGCGGCAGCGCCUGGCGGAGGUGUUCUUCCCGGACGACCCGCUGCACCAGUUCAAGAACCAGUCCUCGGCACGGCGCCUGGUGCUGGCGCUCCAGUACUUCUUCCCCAUCUUCCAGUGGGGGUCCGCCUACAGCCCCCGCCUCCUCCGCUCCGACCUCGUCGCCGGCCUCACCAUUGCCAGCCUCGCCAUCCCGCAGGGAAUCAGCUACGCCAAGCUCGCCAACCUGCCCCCAAUCAUCGGCCUAUAUUCCAGCUUCGUGCCGCCGCUGAUCUACUCACUGCUGGGGAGCUCGCGGGACCUGGCGGUCGGGCCGGUGUCCAUCGCGUCGCUGGUGAUGGGGUCCAUGCUCCGGGAGGCCGUCUCGCCGGACGAGGAGCCCAUCCUGUACCUGCAGCUCGCCUUCACCUCCACCUUCUUCGCCGGCGUCUUCCAGGCGUCCCUCGGCUUCCUCAGGCUGGGCUUCAUCGUGGACUUCCUGUCCAAGGCGACGCUGACCGGCUUCAUGGGCGGCGCGGCCAUCAUCGUGUCGCUGCAACAGCUCAAGGGCCUGCUCGGCAUCGUCCACUUCACCUCCCACAUGGGCUUCGUCGACGUCAUGCGCUCCGUCUUCAAGCGCCACGACGAGUGGGAAUGGCAGACCAUCACCAUGGGCACCGCCUUCCUCGCCAUCCUCCUCCUCACUCGCCAAAUCAGUGCGAGGAAUCCAAAACUUUUCUGGAUAUCAGCAGGUGCUCCCCUGACCUCGGUGAUCAUCUCCACCAUCCUCUCCUUCAUCUGGAAAUCACAUAGCAUCAGCGUUAUUGGCAUCCUCCCCAGGGGAGUGAACCCUCCUUCAGCUAACAUGCUCACCUUCAGCGGCUCCUACGUGGCGCUGACGAUCAAGACCGGCAUCAUGACUGGAAUCUUGUCCCUAACUGAAGGGAUUGCAGUAGGCAGGACGUUCGCGUCGAUCAACAACUACCAGGUGGACGGCAACAAGGAGAUGAUGGCCAUCGGGAUCAUGAACAUGGCCGGCUCCUGCGCGUCCUGCUACGUGACCACGGGCUCCUUCUCUCGGUCGGCGGUGAACUACAGCGCCGGCUGCAAGACGGCGGUGUCGAACAUCGUGAUGGCGGCGGCGGUGCUGGUGACGCUGCUGUUCCUGAUGCCGCUGUUCCACUACACCCCGAACGUGAUCCUGUCGGCGAUCAUCAUCACGGCGGUGGUCGGGCUGAUCGACGUCCGCGGCGCCGCCAAGCUGUGGAAGGUGGACAAGCUGGACUUCCUGGCGUGCAUGGCGGCGUUCCUCGGCGUGCUCCUCGUGUCCGUCCAGAUGGGGCUCGCCAUCGCCGUCGGCAUCUCGCUGUUCAAGAUCCUGCUGCAGGUGACGCGCCCCAACAUGGUGGUCAAGGGCCUCAUCCCCGGGACGCAGAGCUACCGCAGCGUGGUGCAGUACAGGGAAGCCGUCCGGGUGCCGUCGUUCCUCAUCGUCGGCGUCGAGUCGGCGAUCUACUUCGCCAACUCCUUGUACCUCGUCGAGAGGGUCAUGCGCUUCCUCCGCGACGAGGACGAGAGGGCGCUCAAGUCCAACCAGAGCUCCAUCCGAUGCGUCGUCCUCGACAUGAGCGCCGUCGCGGCGAUCGACACCAGCGGUCUCGACGCGCUGUCGGAGCUGAAGAAAGUCCUGGAAAAAAGAAACAUCGAGCUGGUGCUCGCCAACCCGGUCGGAUCUGUCGCCGAGAGGAUGUUCAACUCGGCGGUGGGCGAGCUGUUCGGGUCGGAUCGCCUGUUCUUCAGCGUAGCGGAGGCCGUCGCGGCGGGGGCGGGCAAGGCGCAGCCCUGACGCAGGUGCCGGCGUCGGUAGGCCAGCAGCAAGCAGGUGCCCCACGCCAUAGAUGAUGCAUGGGGCACGGGUCCUCUGACCAGCAGAAGCAGUAGAAACAAGUGCUUCUCGGAGGAGGCUAAACUAGUUGUGUUCUUGUGUUGGAUGAUUGGAUUAGGGGAGAUUGAGGGAGACCGAUGGUAGGGGCAGGAAUAACGUGACGCCGGCAUGCUGAUGUGAUGGCCUCUUCCCAUCGAGGGGAGGAGUUUUUGAAGGAUGAAUGUGUAGCUGUUGCUGUAGUUCCUCUCAAGUAAUGGAAAAGGAAUAUGGUUCUCUAGCAA